CUGGAGUCUUAGCGUAGCGCUCCUCGCGGCCUCACCCGCACUUGGGAAUUUCCCGACGGCUGGUUUUUUGCAAUCGAUUGCUGAUUUCGCCAAUUUCGACGGGAUGCCGAGUACAACACGUUCCCAGAGCAAGAAACGAGGCAUGGAACCAUCAAAGAUCAGUGCAGAGACAAAGAACCUCAAGGGAAAAUUCAAGACCAAUGAUGGAAAGAAGCAGGAACUUCCAGUUGAUGAAACAGGCCGGAAGAGUGCAAACCAGGAGGAUGGCCAUGAUGAGCCGGAUCGGAAGGCCAGUCAUCUGACUGAUCAGGAGCAGCGCGAUGCAAGUUGCGACCAAGAUCAGACCCCUCAGAAGCCUGCAGAUCAGAACCAGGGCAACGAAAACAAUAAGUUCUCGACCCGAAUGCCAGCUGAAAGUGGCAAGUAUUACAAAGUUGCACAAAUUUACAAACAGGUCAGAGAAAUCAUAAACCGACGGGCUAAGAAUCUGCUCCUUGUAUCCGUCUUAGUCUUAAUUGCUGCAGUUCUUGUGUAUCCGUACAAAAUGUACAUGCCUGGUGACAAACCUGCUUCGGUUAGGCAGUUGGAAUACACCCAACGCAUGCAGAAUUUGAAGAGCUUGUUCCCAACACAGGGUGAACAUUUCUGGGACAUAGUGGAGGCCACAGUCAAUGGGCAUCUCGCCCAAGGCUCCGAUCCUGUCGUACCCAUUGUCCUGCUGUUUGGCAGCCGGCCUGCUGCUGCCGACAGUACAAAGUGCCUCACUGAAAAACUCGGAACUCUUCUGUCGGAAACCCUGCUGGCGAAAAACACUAGCAUGGCUCUGAUCAAUGGCAAAGACUAUAGGAAUAUGGACAGCGAUGUUGCGAAGGAAGGCAUUGACCAGUGCUUGCAGGCAGCCUUCGAGGGGGGGCAGAAGGCAGCCGUGGUGUUGAGUCUUGACGCCCUCCCACCCUGCUCCAUUCUCCUUUUCCACAGUUACUGUGAGAAUGAAGAUGCCCGGUACAAGGACGCGGCACUGAUCUUCACAGUCACCCUCAAGGAAGGACACCCGCCCAGCCGCGAGCUGAUCAGGUCCAAGCCGCUAAACUUGAUGGGCAAGGAAGCCUUCGAGAUCUCCGAUCACCUGACCCAAGUUUGGACUGAUAAAUGCCACAUGCUACCCCAGGGGAAAGUGGAGGCUAUGCUUAGCAGAGUCGCUAACAAUGUUGCCACUGUCCAAAAAGAGAACGUUGUCCCGUGUUAGGUGAAAAGCAGUGUUGCAGUCAACUUCUUCCAAAUUUGAGGACAAGGCACUUUUUAACCUUAAUACACAUAUAAUGAGUUCUCUAUCUCCUGAUCAUCACUUAGAAUUCAAGCACUUGGGCAAAACAAUAUGCAGAAUAUGCCAAAGCAUAUUUGUUUUUGUUACACCUGUGGGAAAACAUAGCUUUGUGGCUAAAACGUUGUUUCUCUGAAACCAUCAUAUGUUUCGAUGAACUCAGAAAAUCAGGAGGAACCGUUGACUGCAGUGCAGGUGAGAAGCGACAUUCCGAUGGGUCAGCCCUCAAGGCUUUGCAAGUUCCUUUGAGCCUUAUCCUCAGCAUGUAUGGCUGUAUUUUUGUCUAGCAAUUGUGAAUCUUUGGACAUGGUGAAUUAAAAAAAGUGUUGUAGAGUUUUUAACGUGCGGUAUUGAAUUCUGCCAGAGUGGACAUUCCACUCAGUAUUUUUUAGCCUGCACAGUAGAUGGGGUUCUAAAGAGCACUUUAAAUAAUUCCUUGUAAAUGGAUGUGCCUCUCCCCUCCCCGGGCCCAAAACAAAAAUUUGAUUACUGGAAAAUUACUGUCGCUACCAUUCAAUAACCUCAAUUUUUCAAUCUGUUCAAACUCCUCAAAUUUUGCCAAUCCUGGAAUUUCAACAUACUCAACUUCUUGGUUUUGGUUGUGUUUGUCGAACUCCGCACCGAGCUUGAUACAUCCGUUGUUUGUUGGACUGCAAAGACAGGGUCGACAUACGCCAGUAUUUUCUUGCAGACAGAACGAAUUCAACAACUCAUUUUUUUCCUUUGGCAGUCUGUCUUGCUUUAUUUUGUAAACUUCAAUUCACAGCAUUGUAUAUGAAGCUAUAAAGAAACUUGUUACUCAUACAAAAAAUACAAACACUGCUUUUGGAUCCCAUUAUCUAAUGGACAAGAAACUUGUGAAACCAAAUACAGUUCUGUUUUUAUUUCUAGUGAAUACCAGCCGUAGAGUUGUGUUUUAUGCAUAUCUUUUUCAACAUAACGUUUGUAUGUAUUACAGUGUGGAAUUACAUUUUGUGGACUUGUGAAAUAGUACGUUGUGCCAUUUCUAAUCACAAGCAAAAUAUACAAUCAAACUAACAAACUCUGAGAAAACUCAAGGUGUGCAGUUGUUCUUGAAAAUUACUUUCAGCUGUUUUUGGUUUUACCGUUUUUUAAUCUCUGCUUUUCCUAUGAAGGAAGCAGUGUCAGGCCAAGGAAUUGCUAUAGUUGUGACUGGUAAAUUUGGAACCGAGUUAUUUUUUCUAUUUUACUGUUUUGUAGACAUAGUUGCUGUUCAUUUUAGCAUGUUACAUGUAGUUUUCAUUUUUUUAAAAUACAAAUUGAUAAUGUUUCCAUAAACUUCAGAAAUUUGGUAUUUUAGCGCUAGACUGAGUAGUCUAAAAGAUGUGCACAUGUAGUUUCAAUCAAGACUUGAAGACAAGUGUAGCGUCACAUUUGGUGAACCUGAAUGAUAGGUUUAUUUAGUAAUAGAUUGUCUACGUAAACGAAGGGGUAGGAAAAGGUGGUACUCUGUGUUAAAAAAAGGCUUCCCUAAAAUCAAACGCACGAGAUGACUUUUCUACUGUAAUCAUUCAGAGCAUUUGAAUGCUGUGAUUUUGAGGGUCAUCUCCCAAAAAAUUGGAUAAAAAAAGUAUAAUUUCACAAAGAAAUGUAGAUCACUCAGUUCAUGUUCUGGGAGAACUAACAAUAUCUGUGAUUAAUUUAAUUUCAAGUAGGUUUUUUUCCGAGGUGUAUAAUUACAGUGACAGGCAGCUGAAAAUGUUGGAGUUGUACAUUUGCUAUAAUUACGCAUGAAAUGCACUGUUGGAAUAGUAUUCAGUUAAUUUAAAAAUUACAUACAAUUAUAAAAUGUUCAGCAAGUAGUAUGUACAUAAUGCACGCUAAUAAUUUUCCCCCAGAUUUGCAAAACUUCAAGGACCCAUAAGCAAGUAGCUGUAGAGUAAACCUUGCCC
This is a messenger RNA of Acanthaster planci (crown-of-thorns starfish), 3234 nucleotides long. Its product is annotated as torsin-1A-interacting protein 1-like. Gene Ontology annotation, biological process: membrane organization. Gene Ontology annotation, cellular component: membrane. The record is from RefSeq and is a predicted model, not a curated record. NCBI's taxonomy places the organism in Eukaryota, Metazoa, Echinodermata, Asteroidea, Valvatida, Acanthasteridae. Gene Ontology annotation, molecular function: ATPase activator activity.